This is a messenger RNA of Rhineura floridana, 1448 nucleotides long. It is a transcript of the gene RFLNB, whose product is annotated as refilin B. Bases 93 to 710 code for a protein of 205 amino acids. The transcript is spliced from 3 exons. The record is from RefSeq and is a predicted model, not a curated record. Gene Ontology annotation, molecular function: filamin binding. Gene Ontology annotation, cellular component: actin filament bundle. NCBI's taxonomy places the organism in Eukaryota, Metazoa, Chordata, Lepidosauria, Squamata, Rhineuridae. Gene Ontology annotation, biological process: actin filament bundle organization; negative regulation of bone mineralization involved in bone maturation; negative regulation of chondrocyte development.
UCGCCGCUGCCCCGGCCGCGUCCCUUGCACAGGCCCGGCGAGGCGGCUCUCCCUCCUGCGCCAAGGCCGGCGGCGCGCCUAGGGCGCGCGCGAUGGUGGGACGGCUCAGCUUGCCGGCCGACGUCCCGGAGCUGUCGGAUUCGAAGCGCAGGGCCGAGCGGGGCCUCGACAGCCCCGACUCCGGGCUGCCCCCCAGCCCGGGCCCCGGCGGUUGGCUGCACUCGGGCGGCGGCUCGGAGCGAGGAGUCGCCAACGCGCUGCCGGAGCCGCUUCCCAAGGAUACCACCUCUUCUCUCAGCCAGCUGCUCCCCAGUUGCACCUUGCGCUUAUGCCCUCUGUCCUUCUGCGAAGGAGUGGCGUUUGAUCCGUUACCACCCAAGGACAUAAGGUAUACCUCUUCCAUAAAAUACGACUCUGAGAAACACUUCAUUAAUAAUAUUUCUAUGCCGAUGGGGCUUGGGUUGUCCUCUUGCAGCCAAACGAUUGUCUGUGUUCCCGGCAGCACAUGGCGCAGUUACAAAGCCGAAGUGCGCUUCGAGCCACGCCCCAGACCCAGGAGUUUUGCAAGCACCACUAUCAUCUACCCAAAGCUCCCAAAGACUGUGUACACCACCACACUGGAUUACAAUUGCCGAAAGUUUGUGCGGAAGUUCUUGUCCAGCGUGGAGCUAGAAUCGACUGGGAAUGAUAAUGAUCCUGAUGAUUGCUGACUACACACUCUCUCUGUGCCUGCCUGCCUGUCUCUCUUUACCGCUGGAACAUGUGUUCCUGUUGUAUCUUAAACUCUCCACCAGAUGAAAGCGGAUGAAACCCUCAAUAGCCUUGCCAUUCGAAUGAACUAGCUACCUCUCUUCCAGGGUGCAUCUUCAGCCUUAAGGAUCCUGUUGGCCUGCACUUAAAUUUUUGUCUACAGGAAUGUUAAGCGCUUUCCUCAAGGACUCUUUUCUACUUCCUUUGUAAUCGCUGCCCUCCUGUUUUCCCUGUAUGUGGUGGAAAUAAGGGAAAUCUUUCUUUUCAAAGGGAAAAGUAACUUGUUUUUAUGGAAGGAUCAUUCUCAAAUGUUUGAUGACGACGAUGGUUUUUACGGAAGAGGAGGAACCUGGGCAGCCUUCAAGCAAAAGCAAUCCAUGAAUUGGCCGUUUAUAGCAUGGGAGCCAUGUAGUUGCUCCUACUGCAAAGAACUUUACAUAUAACAGGAACUCCUUUGCCACCUAAACCCCAUAAUUUAUUUUCACUCUUCACAGGUGCUCACUUAUUAUAUUAAUGUAUUAAAACACAGAUGUUUUUGCCAGGGUGGGUUGGCUGGUGGGUAAAUCACAGGUUUAGACUGAUGUUGCUCUUUAAACCUUACCAACCUUUAUGCCUGCGUUAUUCUGUUAAACCUUUGAGGAAAUGAAUCAGGCCAGUCAUUAAAAGUGGUUUUGCAUCAAAGCACACAGGAUACUAGA